UAUAGGCGGGGUGACGGAGUCCGAAACAGGAGCAGCAGCUACAAGACUCGACUGUGUGCAGACCAACCUCCUCCUGUCAUCACUCCAUCACAGCACGCAGAUAAACUCCAUCAUUUGGACAAGCAUGGAAGAUCUGAUUGCUGGAGUUAAGGAGAUAAUGAAGAACAAUGACGUUACUGCAGCAGCUGCAAAGAUUAAAGAAUAUUUAGAGAAGGAAAGGAAUACCCCACUAAACAUCGCCAUCACAGGAGAAAGUGGUGCUGGUAAAUCCAGCUUUGUUAAUGCCUUCAGAGGUAUAACAGAUGAAGAUGAUGAGAGAGCUGCUCCUACUGGUGUUACAGAAACCACGUCAGAGGUUACAGCGUACCCCCAUCAAAACUAUCCUAAUGUUACUUUAUGGGAUCUUCCUGGAAUCGGCACCACCAAGUUUCCAGCUAAGGAGUACCUGGAGCUUGUUGGAUUUGAGAAGUUUGACUUCUUCAUCAUCAUCUCAGACACUCGCUUCAGAGAAAAUGAUGUCAAACUCGCUCAGGAGAUUCAGAGGAUGGAGAAGAAGUUCUACUUUGUUCGCUCAAAGAUUGACAACGAUAUAAAUGCUGAGAGAAGAAAGAGAGACUUCAGUAAGGAGGGAGUUCUUACAAAAAUCAAGGAAAACUGCAUCCACGGUCUUACACAAUUAGGCAUCAAGUCUCCACAGGUCUUCCUGGUGUCCACCUUUGAGCUCCACCUGUGCGACUUCUAUCUCUUACAUGAGACCUUAGAGAGAGAUCUCGAUGAACUCAAGAAGUAUGCUCUUCUUUCAGCCAUGCCCAACAUUGACCUGGAAAUCAUCAGUAAGAAGAAAGAAGCUUUCAAACACAGAAUACCUCUCUUUGCCACUCUGUGUGCAGCUGGAGCAGCUGUUCCAUUUCCCGGACUUUCUAGUGAUACUGAUUUAGCAGUGCUGGCUGUUGCUGUCAAAGAUUAUGUACUCGGGUUUGGUCUUGAUAUCCCGUCUCUGAAGAGACUUUCCAGUAGCACAGGUGUGCCUUACAAUGAUCUAUGUGCUGUCAUCAAUUCACCCCUGGCUGCAGCAGAAAUAACCUCAGAGCUCCUCCUGAAGGUGAUAAUAGCCCAAUCUAGUGACACAACUGAAUUAACGACAGCUGAGGAAGUAUUCACAUUGAUCCCAAUAAUUGGAAUGCCAGUAGCCAUGGGCAUCUCUUUCACAAGAAUCUACAAGUUUCUGAAUGUUAACCUCAGCCAGCUCACUGAAGAUGCUCGGAGAGUCUUUCGUAGGGCUGUGGGUAUCAACACAUCAGUGUGAUAUUGUAAAGUUUAAAAUAAUCAUUCACUCAUUUAGUGAAAAAGUUAAAACUGCAGUGUAGGCAAACAAGCUUUUUUCCUUUAUAAUUACUAUAAAUAAAAAUAAAUAAUCCAAAUCAUAAUAGCUGCACAUUUGAACCAGUAUCCUUGUACAGCUGAUCAGUGUGUCUGAGGCCUCAGCAGGUCUCAUCUCCUCUGAUAGAUCAGAAACAGAGUAACUUCUCCCACCGUCACACACUCAAACUUUCCUCUUCAUCACAUCGAUACAGGAACAAAUGUGUUCUUAUUAUUAAGAUAUGAACUGUGUACAAUCUAGAAAAACAGAUUUGUUUUAACUUGUAAAUUAUUUCAUUGUCAAUGUUAAAACUUUGGUUUUCUGUU
This is a messenger RNA of Pelmatolapia mariae (spotted tilapia), 1686 nucleotides long. Its product is annotated as interferon-inducible GTPase 5-like. The transcript has 3 exons. The coding region runs from base 125 to 1306 and encodes 393 amino acids. The record is from RefSeq and is a predicted model, not a curated record. Gene Ontology annotation, molecular function: GTP binding. Lineage: Eukaryota; Metazoa; Chordata; Actinopteri; Cichliformes; Cichlidae. Gene Ontology annotation, cellular component: membrane.